AUGUACAGCCCCUCAUCUUCUGGUCCACCAGACCCAAAAGAUGUAUCCAUGGUAGAUGUAUCUACUGCAUCUCAACAAGAUUCCCAAACACAAGCUCCGACUAAUUCUCUCUCAGGUCAACCACCUCAGCCAGUACAAGAUGAUCAAACUCAUGAUGAACAUACACUUCCACCAAGAAGAAAAUCAACAAUCAUUUUGACAGAUGAUAUAGACUUGGAUAAAAUGAAUAUAGAUAACAAAAACAAUGGAAACAGUGAUCACACAGAUUUGGAUGGUAGUGAUCAGAUGCAUAUUGACCCAUCAUCGGUUCAACUUAAUCAACAGGCCCAACAACAACAAGCGGCACAACUGCAAAACCAACAACAACAACAGCAACCUCAGCCAGCUGUCCCAGACCCAAAUAUUGCCGUUCCAGUCGAUAUCAAAUGGGUUCAAGGUGGUGAAAAGGUAUAUGUAACAGGAUCUUUCACGGGAUGGAGAAAGAUGAUUGGUUUAGCAAAACAACCAGAUAAUACUUUCUUAAUCACAUUAGGAUUACCAGUCGGAACUCACAGGUUUAGAUUUGUGAUCGAUAAUGAGUUAAGAUUUUCUGAUUUCUUACCUACAGCUACAGAUCAAAUGGGUAAUUUUGUUAAUUAUGUUGAAGUUACUCCGGAACAUAUUCAGGCUCAUUUACAGCAACAACAAGAACAGGGCCAACAAGGUCAACAAUUGCAACAAUUACAACCACUGCAACCAUCUACUGAAGAUCAAUCUCAAUCUCAACCUCAAUCUCGUAAAUCUUCGGUAUCUGGAGCUAGAAGAGUAGAUUCAGCUUGGGGAUUAACCAAUGAUGAUGACGAUAUGGGGAAUGGAUAUUCGAGAUAUCAUGAAGAAGAUGAAGAAAAUCCCUUGAAUAGAAGAAAUUUGCAGUAUAUUAAUGAUAUACCACCAAUAUUUACCGAUCCAAAAGUUAUGGAACAAUAUUAUAUGGCAAUUGAUAAGCAAUCAAAAAGUUCAAAUGGUCAACAACAAGCAUGGUUACAUCCUCCACAAUUACCACCUCAUUUAGAAAAUGUUAUAUUAAACAAUUAUAAUUCAUUAGAUAGAGAUAAUAAUGGUGGAGCAUUACCUAUUCCAAAUCAUGUUGUUCUUAAUCAUUUAACUACAACUUCUAUAAAAAAUCAUACAUUGGCAGUGGCUUCAAUAGUUAGAUAUAAGAGAAAAUAUGUAACACAAGUGUUAUAUGCUCCUCUACCUCAAUUGACUUAG
Scheffersomyces amazonensis is the source of this 1251-nucleotide messenger RNA. It is a transcript of the gene KIS1, whose product is annotated as Kis1p. The record is from RefSeq and is a predicted model, not a curated record. Bases 1 to 1251 code for a protein of 416 amino acids. Gene Ontology annotation, molecular function: protein kinase binding. The transcript has a single exon. Gene Ontology annotation, cellular component: nucleus; cytoplasm; nucleotide-activated protein kinase complex. Gene Ontology annotation, biological process: signal transduction. NCBI's taxonomy places the organism in Eukaryota, Fungi, Ascomycota, Pichiomycetes, Serinales, Debaryomycetaceae.